AUCAAUUUAGUUAGCGAAGUAGGGUUGUAGUGUGAGUGAGGAAGAGCAUUGCUUCCAAAGUAACCGCCAUUCCUGAGAAACCCCCUCACGGAGGCGCAGCCAUGCCGGUAACCAAGCGGAAGCACAGGGACGAAACCAGCCACCGCAGAGGCCACUCCAAGCCCAGCAGGAAUGCCAAGAAGAAGAAGAAGACGGGCCCUCGUUUGCCCUCCUCGUUGCAGAAGCAGCUGGAGCGCUUAAACCCUACCGUUCCCAUUGAAAGCGACCAAGAUAUCGAUUCAGCUGACGGUGACGCCGCAGAACGCGAUCUUCUCCCCCAUGAUUUUUACGAGUAUGAGGAACAACGGGCCGAGGAGGAGUCCAAGAAGAACAAGCGCUACGAUCCUGGUUCCGUCGAUAACCUCCAGCUCCCUAUUGACCGUUCUGAUGAAUCCGAGGAUGAGAGUAUACAAUCUGAUGAUGAUAACGAGGAUGAUGAUGAUGAUGAUGGGUUGAAAAGGACUGGAGGUGCUGCUGAUGAUGAUUCUAGCGAGGAAGGUGAUGGAAGGCAUACAAGGAUGUUACAAGGAAUUACUGGUAUGCCAAGUGAGGCUUUUGAAGGCAAGAAGAAGAGGAAGAUGAAAGAUGAUGUUAUACCAGAGCUAUAUCCGGAGUCUGAAUAUAAUCCUAGUCGUGAUGUUGUGGAUGGUGAUGGACAAAUUAGCAUCGAUGACCUUUUGAAUCCUCUUCAGGAUAAUCCUGGUUUUGGAAAACUUAGGAAAAGAAUACAACAAAUUGAGAACAAUUCUAAGCCUAUACAUGCACCGCUUCGAACGGCAGAUCAAGCAAAGGUGGAGAGGAAGGUAGCUUAUGAAAUAUCAAAGAAAGAGGUCACAAAGUGGCAGCAAAUUAUUCAGAGAAAUAGAGAAGCACCAACUCUUUUAUUUGAUGAGAAUGUAGAUUUAGGGUUUUCAACUGUAGGGGCAAUAGCUUCUGAAUUUGAACCCAGAACUGAAUUUGAGAGGAAAAUGGCUGCACUAGUUUCUGAUGACAAAGUUAUGGAAGCUCAUAAAAAGGAUGGUUCUAGGCUUCUUGAGAUGAACAUGGUCUCUGUUGAAGAAGAAAAGGAUAGGCAAAGCCGUAUUGCUAAAAUGCGGAGCCUUCUUUUCCGUCAUGAAAUGAAGGCAAAGCGUCUCAAAAAGAUCAAGUCCAAAACAUAUCAUCGUUUGUUGAAGAAAGAUAGAUUGAAGACCGAAGCUUCUAAGAUUCAAAUGGACCCUGAAGCUGCUAAAGAAUUUGCCAUGAAACAAGAGCGCCUGAGAGCUGAGGAGCGUAUGACACUCAAACACAAAAACCAGAACCGGUGGGCUAAGCGUAUCUUAACACGUGGUUUGAACAGCCAAGAUGAAGGAACUCGUGCUGCCAUAGCUGAACAACUUCAAAGGCAUGCUGAACUGACAAGAAAAAUGCACUCUAUGAAGGAUAGCAGCAGCAGCAGCAGUGAUGACAGCAGUGAUGAGGAUGCUGGAGAUUCUGGUUCUGAUCAGGACAUGGCUUCCAAGGUUUUGAGAAAAGCAAUAGAAAAGACAAAGAAAGUGAUAGAGGAAGAUAAUGAAACUCCCAAGUCCGGGUUGCUUUCUCUUCCUUUCAUGAGGCGUGGAUUGGAGAAGAGAAAAGAGGCAGUUGUUGAAGAAGCCAACCUUGCUAUUCAAGAAUACAAGGAUUCCAAGAAUAAGCUGGAGAACUCUGUCGGCUCAGAAGACCCAGAAACCACUUCUAUCAGUGGCAGAAGAGUGUUUGGAGCAUCUAAAACCCAUAUCUCUGAUGCAGGUAAUAAGGUGAAAUCAGAUUACAAUUACGGUAGCAGUGACAGUGAGGAUGACAUAAGGGCCAGCAAAAAUGGCAAUAUAGAGACUGGGGGAAGUAACAUUUUGCAGAAAGAUGUGAACAGUGAUUCAGUCUUGAUUCAAGAAGACACUGAUAAUCAUCAGGAAUCUGUAUUUAAGGACUUUAAUGAGAUUGUCAAAAAUCCUGGGCCAAAAACGACAUAUGAAGUUUCCUUAUUUGUAUCAGAUACAUGGAAAAAGGCUAAAAACAGAAAUGAAGGCGGCACAAAUGGCAAGAAGUCUGCAAUUGCUGCAGGACCUGUUAGGCAAGAUAUAAAAGAUACUGUAAAAGAAGCUGAAGAGGAUAGUGAUACAGAUAGUUCAGGACAGAUGGUUGACGGAAUUCUGACUGCUGGUUCCAAUCUAUCUUAUGAGCUUCCUUCUCAGGAAGAGCUCAUUCGGCAAGCUUUUGCGGGGGAUGAUGUAGAAGAUGAGUUUGACAAGUAUAAGAUGGAGAUUCUCAAUGAAGAAAAUCCCGAGCCAGAAAAGCCUGUAUUACUUCCUGGCUGGGGGCAAUGGACGCAUGUACAGAAAAAGAAAGGUUUACCAUCUUGGAUGCUGAAAGAGCAUGAAAAUGCCCAGAAAAAGAGGGAAGAAGCUAUUAAGAAGAGAAAGGAUGCUCGGCUAAAAAAUGUGAUAAUCUCUGAAAAGAUAAAUAAGAAGGCUGAGAAACUCCACACAAAAGCAUUGCCGUUUCCUUUUACUUCUAAAGAGGCUUUUGAACAGAGCAUGCGUGUCCCCAUUGGACCAGAAUUUAACCCGGCAACUGCAAUCGGACCUCUUACCCGGCCUGAAGUGGUGAAGAGACCAGGUGUUAUCAUAAAACCAAUAGAGUUUGAGGAAGUGAAUCCACAUGGAAAACCAGAGCAACGGGGUGGAGAUAAGCAUAGAUCCAAGAAAAAUAAAGGCAGUGGUGGCAGAUCCAUGAAGAAAACAACGGUUUAGUGUAAAAUUUAAUCGUCAGGGAGUUUUGAUUCCGUUCCCUGUUCAAUUUAUUAUUUCAAUUUUUCAGUAUCUAGGAGUACAAUACAAUGAAUGUAGUGAUGUAUUUUCCGAGUUAAAAAAGGAAGAGCCCUAUACAAAGAGAAACAUAAGAGGGGGAGGUGGGGCGGGAAAUAUCUCGUGUAUUAUUUAUUUAGUGAAAUUUUUUCAAUCUAAUGCUUAAUGAGAAUUUUACUUAUUUGUAAUUAUGUAUGA
Arachis ipaensis is the source of this 3062-nucleotide messenger RNA. RefSeq names its product U3 ribonucleoprotein (Utp) family protein. Gene Ontology annotation, biological process: rRNA processing. NCBI's taxonomy places the organism in Eukaryota, Viridiplantae, Streptophyta, Magnoliopsida, Fabales, Fabaceae. Gene Ontology annotation, cellular component: small-subunit processome; nucleolus. The record is from RefSeq and is a predicted model, not a curated record.